Sesamum indicum (sesame) is the source of this 3197-nucleotide messenger RNA. RefSeq names its product rop guanine nucleotide exchange factor 7. Gene Ontology annotation, molecular function: guanyl-nucleotide exchange factor activity. Lineage: Eukaryota; Viridiplantae; Streptophyta; Magnoliopsida; Lamiales; Pedaliaceae. The record is from RefSeq and is a predicted model, not a curated record.
AAUAGUAGUUUUUAUAUUGUGGGACAUAUUCAUGACCUUUAUAAGUGCUUCAGAUGUAUAUAUAUGAUUCUUGAAUUUAAAUUCAAUUGCACUGGUAAGUUCAGUUUUAGUUCGGAUAUUGGACAUUCCAAUUGGGAGGGAUCAGAGCAUUGUACUCUUGAGCUUUGAGGGAUGUCAAUUUUGUUGCCGAAGGAAAAAAGGGUAUGGACAAAGCGUCAUCAUAACUUAUCCUGCAGGUCAUAAUAUUGGGCACUAGAAGAGCCAGUGAACAUGAUUUUUGUCACUUAGUAUCGAAUAAAAAUGUCUUGACCCCAUGCUGCAGCCGCAUGUGUAUCCAAACUUUCUUUUCUACUAAAACACUGAAAAAUUCUAUGUACUAGAUGCUAUUCUUGGAAUUUUGUAGGGAGUUUUGCCUGAAUAUUAUGUUACCACGAGUCCAGAACUAAAGAACAACCAUUUGUGAAAAAUCACAGAUAGACAAAUGCAACUUUUACACUUUUACGCUAUAGCAAUUACCUUCCUUCUUGCCUUGUUUAAUCAUCCGACGUAAUGAUUAUGUGAGAGCUGCUCCUGUUGAAGCAGAGCCUAACAAAGCAACGGAGUGAAACUGUGUAAGAGCGUAAUUUUAAGCGAAAAGGCCAGCAUUGAGGAGCCGCAAACCCCUUUCUUGGUCUCCUUUAAUGCUCCGCACAUCAUUGUGCAUAAAAACCCUCUCUCAUAAUCACUCUCUCUCUCUCUCUCAGUGUUACACACAUUCGAGCAUCAUUCUUACACUUCAGUGCUUGAGCAACUAUCUUUGAAUAAUUAUUGCCAUUUUCCACUCCCGUUUUCUUUGCCUCUUAUUUUCUAACUUUUAUCCCCCCACACAGAACCAAACAUGGUUGAGGUUGAAGUUGAAGUUGGAACCUUAUGGAUAGAGCUAAGUCGUACCAAGAGGAGAAUGUGCUCAGUGCAAAGAACCAAACAAAGCUCAAGCCUUUCUUUCCUUUGAAACAGCCCGGAUUACCAAGAAAUUCAAAUCCUUCUUCUUCAUUCUCAUUGUGGGUGUUGAAAUCAGUCAAGUUCUUGAAGAAUAAAGCUAGAGUGGCGGAUAGGAUUGGGAGCAAAAGGUUUCAAUUUGAUGGAAUGGUAGUUAACAACUCUGUGUAUUGUGCUUCACCAAAUUAUCUCGAGGCUGCGAUGGAGGCAUUGGUGAAUGAGAAUGAUAAAACAGGAGUGGUUAGUGAGAAUAAGCGCAAAGUUGAAAACUUAACGUAUUCGAAUGAAGAAGGAAGUGGGGAAAGCAAUUCAAGCUCUGAUUUCUUGGCUUCUGAGGUCACUUUGAAUUAUGAAAAUAGUAGUUCUGAGGACUCAUCUUCAUCCCCUUCAAUGGGUUGGCCAAUGCAGAAGGACAAACCGCCUUCUCGCCGAAGUUCUACCGUUUCUGAAGAAGUGGAAAAACCCCAUCUGGACAAGAGAAAAUUAGAGAAACAAGAAUCAUCUCUAUCAGAAACUGAGAUGAUGAAAGAAAGAUUUUCUAAGUUGCUGCUUGGGGAAGACAUGUCUGGUUGUGGCAAUGGGGUUUGCAGUGCUCUGGCUAUAUCAAAUGCUAUUACCAACCUUUGUGCUACUCUUUUUGGACAAGUUUGGAGAUUAGAGCCUCUAAAGCCCGAGAAGAAAUUAAUGUGGCGUAGAGAAAUGGAUUGGCUUCUCUGUGUUAGUGAUCACAUUGUGGAAUUGAUGCCCUCUUGGCAGACAUUCCCUGAUGGAAGCAAACUCGAGGUCAUGACUUCCAGACCACGGUCAGAUCUUUACAUGAACCUCCCUGCACUACGCAAAUUAGACAACAUGAUCCUCGAAAUAUUGGAAAGCUUUAAGGGCUCGGAGUUCUGGUAUGUCGAUAAAGGGAUAUUAUCCCUGGAAGCCGAUGAAUCAUCCGCCUAUCCAAGACCACUCUCCCGUCAAGAAGACAAAUGGUGGCUUCCAGUUCCUCGUGUCCCAACUGGUGGCAUCAGCGAAGAUGCAAGAAAGAUGUUGCAACACAAGCGUGAUUGCACGAACCAAAUCCUCAAAGCUGCAGUGGCAAUUAACAAUACCGCUUUAGCCGAAAUGGAUGUACCUGACUCAUACUUAGAAGCUCUUCCAAAGAAUGGAAAAGCAAGUUUGGGAGAUCUUAUCCAUCGGUACAUCAAUUCAGAUCAAUUUUCGCCCGAAUGUUUGCUUGACUGCCUUGAUUUGUCUUCUGAGCAUCAUGCAUUAGAAAUUGCCAAUAGAGUGGAAGCAGCCAUUUAUAUGUGGCGCCGAAAAACGAAUUCAAAACCUUUACAUAGCACACACAGGUCCAAUUCAAAGUCAUCAUGGGAAAUGGUAAAGGAUUUGGUUAGUGAUGCAGAUAAAAGGGAACUGCUAGCAGACAGAGCUGAGAGUCUUCUGCUUUGCUUGAAGCAACGGUUCCCAGGUCUACCUCAGACCACCUUAGACAUGAGCAAAAUCCAAUGCAACAAGGAUGUUGGCAAAGCAAUAUUGGAGAGUUACUCAAGAGUUCUAGAGAGCCUGGCGUUCAAUAUUGUAGCACGUAUAGACGACCUACUUUAUGUGGAUGACUUGUCCAAACAUUCAGAUCAGUUCGUGUCAAUCUCCAAGGUUGGUGUGAUUACUCAUAAAAGCAUUGGGAUUGCACUCCCAGUCUCCAGCACUGCAUAUAAGACAGCUUUUACAACUCCUACCUUUUCACCUUUACAGUCGAUUAGUCCUGCAAAGGGAGAUAAAUCACCAUAUAUUGAAAGCAGCAAACUUUCCCUUCGUGGGCUCGGCGUGAAAAGGGUAUUGACAGAUUAUCUGAGUAUUGAUGGAAAAGGAAAGGAAUUGAGCAGCAAUAUGAGGAGAUCAGAUUCAAAUUCAAGUACAGGCGGAGAGAUAUCAGCAUCUGAAUCUUCCAGAUGUUCAAAAGAGGCAACCAGUCCACAACCUCACAAAUCUGUUGAGGAUGAAUGAACAAAAUGCAUUAGAGGUACUUUGUAGAUUUUCGUUGUCAUGUACAUGCAGAAAGAGUAUUUGAAAGUAUUGAGGGCUGUGAUGUAUCUAAUUUUUUAUUGUAUUAAGAUUGUCAUGAGGUAAGGACUUUGUAGUAGCCAUGCACUUUCAUAUUUGAGAUCGCACAAACAAAUUAUGAAGAAAACUGGUGAAUACAUUAUGCUUUAAAUAGGAGAAUAGUAAAA